Cryptomeria japonica (Japanese cedar) is the source of this 762-nucleotide messenger RNA. RefSeq names its product putative UPF0481 protein At3g02645. NCBI's taxonomy places the organism in Eukaryota, Viridiplantae, Streptophyta, Pinopsida, Cupressales, Cupressaceae. The transcript has a single exon. The coding region runs from base 1 to 762 and encodes 253 amino acids. The record is from RefSeq and is a predicted model, not a curated record.
AUGGCAAUAGUUGAGAUCAAAUCGAUCAACCCUGAGAGCUGCAGUGAUAGUAGCUGUGUAAUUGAAGUGGGUAAUGAUCUCACAAUGAAUGAAGAGGAUGUACCCGAUGUAAGCUCUGCUCGGAUCUUCCGACUGCCAAGGCUAGCGCCGUACUCCAAAGAUCAUUUGUACAGUCCACAUCUUGUUUCCAUUGGCCCUUUUCAUUAUGGGAAGAAGGAGCUGCAAGGCAUGGAGAAGUCCAAGUCUGAGGCAGUAAGAAAGAUGCAAAAGAGGAUCCAGAGGAGUAAUCCACACAUUUCUGUGAAAUCAAUUGUUGAACAGUGCAUACUGUUUAAGGAGAAGAAGAUAAGGAGGUUCUAUGGUGAACAAAUUCCCCUUACUUCUAUAGAACUAGCAUGGAUGAUCACUAGGGAUGCAUGUUUUGUUUAUGAAGUUAUUGUUAAUUAUAUAAAAGUUAACAGGAAUGCUCAGCAUUCAUAUGAGACCCAAGGAUGGCAAUUUGAGUAUGUUCAAUGUUUUUAUAGAGAAGAAGUGAAUGCAUUUAAGUGGAAGUAUGAUCCUGUGUUUGAUGCCGAUCUUCAAAAUCCUAUUAGAGAAAGACUAAUGACUGAUAUACUUCUGUUUGAAAACCAAAUACCUCUCUGGAUUUUGAAAGAUCUCCUUAAAUUCCCGAUGGGUUCUGCUGAAGCUGCAAAACAAAAAGUAGAAAACUUAAUGAAUAUGCUGCUUUGUAGUGCGGCUAGACAUUAUGUGGAAACCUAG